Messenger RNA from Tupaia belangeri chinensis (Chinese tree shrew), 1672 nucleotides. It is a transcript of the gene SERPINB1, whose product is annotated as serpin family B member 1. Bases 227 to 1366 code for a protein of 379 amino acids. The record is from RefSeq and is a predicted model, not a curated record. Lineage: Eukaryota; Metazoa; Chordata; Mammalia; Scandentia; Tupaiidae. Gene Ontology annotation, biological process: negative regulation of interleukin-1 beta production; negative regulation of endopeptidase activity. Gene Ontology annotation, molecular function: serine-type endopeptidase inhibitor activity. The transcript is spliced from 7 exons.
ACUGAUGGCUUGCUGACCGGGAUGAAUCCGAACUGUUUCAAAGGCCAGAAAGAAACAGCGCCCAGCGCGGUGGUUGUAUCAGUAAGACGUGGACACCUGGUACUUUGUUCAGGACACAGUGAUCCAAGGUCUGUCUAUGGUCAUCGGUCGGUGGUGACGCUGGAAGGUCACGUGAGGUUCACGGUCCCUUAUCUCCGACUGCCCUGCCACAGGGAAGUCCUUCACCAUGGAGCAACUGAGCGCAGCAAACUCCCGUUUCGCCUUGGACCUGUUCCAGACACUGAAUAAAAACAACCCUACCGGGAACAUCUUCAUCUCUCCCUUCAGCAUUUCAUCGGCCAUGGCCAUGAUCUUCCUGGGGACCAGAGGCAAAACCUCCACACAGCUCUCCAAGACUCUUCACUUCGAUACGGUUGAGGACAUUCAUUCAAGAUUUCAGAGUCUGAACGCUGAUAUCAACAAACGUGGAGCACCCUACAUUCUGAAGCUCGCUAACAGGUUAUAUGGAGAGAAAACCUACGAGUUCCUCCCCGAGUUCUUGGCUUCAACUCAGAAGAUGUACGGAGCUGAACUGGCCAGUGUGGAUUUCCAGCACGCCUCUGAAGAGGCCAGGAAGGCCAUAAACCAGUGGGUCAAAGGGCAGACAGAAGGGAAGAUUCCAGAACUGCUGGCUGCAGGUGUGGUUGAUAAUUUGACUAAACUUGUGCUAGUGAAUGCCAUAUACUUCAAGGGAAAUUGGCAGGAGAAAUUCAUGAAGGAGGCCACAACCGACGUGCCAUUCAGGCUGAAUAAGAAAGACAAGAAAACAGUGAAAAUGAUGUAUCAGAAGAAAAAGUUUCCAUAUGGCUACAUCGAAGACCUUAAGUGCCGUGUGCUGGAGCUGCCUUACCAAGGCAAGGAGCUCAGCAUGCUCAUCCUGCUGCCAGACGAAAUUGAGGAUGAGUUCACGGGUCUGAAGAAGAUCGAAGAACAAUUGACUUUGGAGAAACUACGGGAAUGGACCAAACCUGCAAAUCUGAGUAACAUUGAAGUCCACGUCAGCUUGCCCAAGUUCAAACUAGAAGAGAAUUACAUCCUGAACCCCCACCUAAGCCAGCUGGGUGUGCAGGAUCUCUUUGACAGAAGUAAGGCUGAUCUGUCUGGCAUUUCAGGAGCCAGAGAUCUUUUCAUAUCAAAAAUUGUCCACAAGUCCUUCGUGGAAGUGAACGAAGAGGGGACAGAGGCGGCCGCUGCGACAGCAGGCAUUGCCACCUUCGCCAUGUUGAUGCCGGAGGAGACUUUCCUGGCCGACCACCCAUUCUGUUUCUUUAUUCGGCACAACCCCACAGCUAACAUCCUGUUCCUGGGCAGACUUACUUCUCCAUAGAGGAAAGAGACUAUGGGAAUCCAAGCUUAAGCUUAAAGCUGUAUCGCCUGAAUUUUUAAUGGUGACGCUUUUUAUACAUCUUUAGCAAUAAAACUGCUAUGCAGAAAUGGAUUUUUAAUUUCCUUUGUAUGUUCAGCCCUGUUGGCUGUUAGCACUCAUACAUUUUGGUGCAGGGAUCUCUUUUCCUUUUUCUUUCAUUGAAAAAUAUCAAGUGAUUGCUUUUGAAUGUAACAAGAAACAAAAAGAAAUCAGAUGUGUAGAUUCUUUUCUUUUCUAUCUUCUUUCUUUCUUUUUUUUUCUUUGCUA